Naegleria fowleri is the source of this 2706-nucleotide messenger RNA. RefSeq lists its product as uncharacterized. Gene Ontology annotation, molecular function: microtubule binding. The transcript is spliced from 3 exons. Gene Ontology annotation, biological process: microtubule cytoskeleton organization. The record is from RefSeq and is a predicted model, not a curated record. The coding region runs from base 1 to 2706 and encodes 901 amino acids. Gene Ontology annotation, cellular component: cilium; cytoplasmic microtubule. NCBI's taxonomy places the organism in Eukaryota, Heterolobosea, Eutetramitea, Acrasida, Naegleriidae.
AUGGUGCCCUCUUCUUCUUCUUCUUCUUUGCUCGAAAGCAACGCUCACACCUCAAAGGCUUACACAGAGUCAAGUCUGCCUCACCGAUCUUCCUCUCCGACCUUUACAAAGACGACGAACAGCACAAGAAUAGCCUUUCCAUCAUCACCCCAGCAACAACAACCAUUCACCUUAUCUCCCUCCCUCCAUCAUCAUCAUCAACUACAACCACAACAACUACAGCUCGUUUCACCCUCUCAUCAUCAUACUCGUACGAAUCAAGAAAGCUUCAACAACAACCUCUUCAUACAUCCCUCUACAAUGUCCUUUUCUACCACUACUACAACGUCAAACCACAUCACUCAAUCCCCGAAAAGAAGAACACAAGUGGGUGCUUCUGUCACCGCCUCCAUGAUGAUCGAAUCGUCCUCUUUGAAUGAUCAUCCUCAAAAACAACCAACAACAACACUCUCUGCACCUUCUUCAACCCGAAAUUCAUUAAAUUCUCCUCCUCGAACCUCCCCCCUUCUUAUGUUCAACAAUUACAACCAAAUGAAACCAUCCAUCCCAAAUUCCAAUCUGACUUCAAUGGUUCAACAACAACAACAACAACAACAACCUUAUCAACCAAACACCAUGGUGUAUCAUCAUCAACAACAACCACUUGUUUCUCAUCCUCAAAUUUCAAAUUCUCACUUUUAUUCCACUCAUCCCCCCACGAACUAUGUACAUCGUAUUAAGACGACUUCCAUUGAUGCAAAAAACAAAAUACCAUGGGAGUUGCCAACCACCAUUAAUCGAGUCAUUAGAAUUCAAAGUGCACCCAGAGGUUAUAAUUAUUUGAAGAAAAAUUCAGAAGCAAUACAGCUUACACCACCACUCACCUCAUCCCAACAACCAACUCAUUCCAUCAGUAGCAGCAACAGCUCUUCCAAAGUUUCUUCUUCUGGUCAGGUCAGGAAGUGUGUCUCAGCCAUUUCCAAACAACAACAGAGUUCGAGCUCUGUAGUCCUUGCAGACGACGAUGAUGACAUUCUCCAUGACGACGAUGAAGACGAAUUUGAUGAUACGAUAACUAGUAAUAGUAGCAAUGAUCAAGUACAAUUUGAUGAAAAUGAUAUUCUAGAAAGGAAUGACUCAUUAAUCAUUGAAGAGUCUUCUAAAAUUGUCGAAUCGAAUCACAAAAAAUUGAAAAAUCGAACACACAUCAAUGAAUUAUCAAAGAAUGAUGGAAAUGAUAUUUCACUCAACAAAAUUGAUAAUCAUGGAAAUGAUAUUUCACUCAACAAAAUUGAUGAAAUGAUUAUGGAUGAAACAGAAAAGAAAGAAAAUUUUAGUGCUAAAAAACAACCAUCCAAAAUACGAGACAAUAACAAACCAACCUCAUCUCAUGGUUGGACGGACAAUAAGGAUGAACACAAAGAUUUGAAAAAAAGGACCAACCAGACACCACAACGUCGUCUUUUGAACCAUCCCAUCUCACUCAACAAUAGCACCACCACAACGACCACCAUGGAUCAUCCUGAUACUCCUCAUACUCCUCCUCCUCACAUGAAAACAUCUCAUAUUGGUGAAUCUUCUUCAUGGUAUUAUGAUGAAGGAGAAGGUGGUGGUGAUGCUGAUAUUCAUUCAAGUGUCAACAGUAGUAGGAGUAGAAGAAGUGUAUUCUCAAAUAAGAAGAAGAAUCGUUCAAACGAAGAAUCAUCAAUGAUAAACGAUGACAUGGAUGAAUCAUUAUCAUUCAGAACAACAACUAGUGAAGAGGAACAUUUAAACACUUCAAAAAGAUUGAAUUCAUCUUCAAAAACCACAAAAACCACAAAUACUGCAAAUACCACCACCACCACCUCUGCUACUCCAAAGAUCACUGAUAUGAAUAAUUAUACUCAUUCUUCGACAAGGAAUGGCAAAUUAGAUCGUUCGAAUAUAGACAUUCAUUCAAGUGACACGACUAUAGCAGAGAAUGAAAUUGAUAGGAUACUUGAAAAGCCAUUACUACAUCCAGAACAAGAGUUAGAGCAUGUAAUGGAUUCUCUCUCUUCUAGUGAUUGGGAAAGUCAAUUAUCUGGAGUGAUGAUUGUUAUUCGAUUAUCAAAAUUUAAUUCAGAAUUAUUGGAUGGUAAAAUAAGAGAAAUUAUUCCACAUUUAACGAAAUUAGCUUCCUCUCUCAGAUCAUCCAUUUCUAAAACAAGUCUCAAAUGUUUUGAAGAAUUAUUUAUCAACAAUCCAAAAUCAAUGGACUUGGAAUGUGAUUCCAUUAUUCCAAUUUUAUUGAAAAAAACAACAGAUACAAACAAGUUCAUUAGUUCCAAUGCAACAGAUGCUUUAAUUCAAAUGAUUUUAAAUACACAAUACAUUGAAAAGUGUAUGAAUAGUGUCAUGAAUCAAAUACCUGGUACGAAACAUGCAACAAUACGUGGUGCCAUUGCUCGAUUGAUUUAUGAAGGUAUUAAUUAUCGAUUGAAACAUUCCUUGUACAGUAAUAGUAAUGUUACUUCAGGUACCUCAUCCAACAAACGAUUCAUUUCAAAAUUAUUGCAAAGCAUUGGAGAGUUAUCGAGGGAAGGAAAUUCUGAAUGCAGAAAUUGGGUGAAACAAUCGAUACUUUCUCUAUAUCAUUUCUACAAUGGAAACAUGAGUGACUUUAAAAAGAUGAUUCAAAAACACCAAGAAAAAUACUACACGGAAUUUGUUAAGAUUUUAGAAAAGAAUGAACAGUCAAAGUAA